This is a messenger RNA of Microplitis demolitor, 1239 nucleotides long. RefSeq lists its product as uncharacterized. NCBI's taxonomy places the organism in Eukaryota, Metazoa, Arthropoda, Insecta, Hymenoptera, Braconidae. Bases 292 to 1149 code for a protein of 285 amino acids. The record is from RefSeq and is a predicted model, not a curated record. The transcript is spliced from 3 exons.
AGCAAUCUGUAACUUUUUUCUAUGAAAGCAAUAUACCCAAAAAGAAACAAAUAGGAAAUUUUUAUAGAAAUUAUUUCGGUAAUUAUUUAUGUAGUUCUACUGGAAGGGGUAAUGACAAGGGAGUGGGAAAAUGGAAGCAAGCGUCGCGACGUCCGUUAGAGUCGCGUUAACACUUCCGUAGACAUCACAUCUGAAGAAAUAGACUCUGGAGAAAAACAACGAUAGCAUAGAAACCACAUGGUUGUAGGUCUAAACGUUUGAUUGAAUCAAGGGAGUAACCAACCUCACACAAUGUCGAGACCUAUUUUAAGUAGACCGCGCACACGUGUUUACGACUGUAACUAUGACAAAGGAGAAUCUUACUACAAGCCAAUGAUGGAUCAUUUGGAUAGAAAAUACAGUGCGCGACCACUCUUUCCGGAGUCAAGAGCUUCAUUUGCUGAUGAGAUUGCUGCAAGACGUAGCGACAUCGGCAGCCGUGACUUAUCCGGAUCUCGCAACUGCAUCCACAAUUUUGACUUUGAAUCUGAUACACCCCGACCUAAUAAACAACCUUCAUUUUCUCUCUAUGGAGGAACCUACGAUGAUGAUGAGGAGAAUAUUGUUUAUGAUAUUCGUGGACAGCGAACAAAUCGACUAAAGCUUAAAAAUGAUUUUCCUAAAGAAAUUGCUUCAACAACGCAGCGGUUUAAAGCCCAUGCAGCUAGUUUAAGUUAUGAUACUGAGCAUUGUGACGAACUACGAGAAUCAAUUAAACAACAUUAUCAUGAUAUUGAUGACAGAAUUAUGAAAACGUCAAAAUCUACUAAAGAGGAAAAAAAUUUAUCAUUCAACAGUCACUCGAGUAACAACAUAGAAUCUAAUAGAGAAUGUACUCCUCCUAUAAAGUGGUCCAAGGUAUCGACAUUAGAGUCCGAUUCGAAUACGAGCGCUGCCGUUAGAGCACGACAAUCAAAGGCACGAUUACAAGAUUUAGAAAAUGAAAUUGAAGAAGUAGCAGAGAGGCAAGCUAAGCGAGAACGCCGAGCGGUUGCACUCAAAGCUUUUGUUACUGAUAAUACUUUUAUUAAUAAUAAAUUAAUAGAGCAAAGUGAAAAAAAAACUAGUAUCAAAAGUAAUGAAAAAAAAGACAAAUAUGUCAAUUUUUAAACAAUAUAUAUAAUUUCCAAGUCUUUAAUUCAUUAAAUCAUUGACUUUAGAUUUGUGUAUCUUAAUUUACCAUUCUUUUUAUUUUGUUUU